CACACACACACACUCAAAGAGAAACCAAAUCACUUUCCGGCCCUUAAGCCAGAGAGAAGAGAGCUGUGCCGAGGCAGCUCUUUCCUGGCCCUGCAGUCAGGAUGGAAGGAAUCUUUAGCAGAAAUAAACAAGAACAUCCGGAGCCAAUCCAGGCAGUCGUGCACGGCAAAAUCCCAAGCUGGAUGGAGGGCAUCCUUCUUCGUAAUGGUCCGGGGAUGCAUAAAAUAGGGGACACUGCCUACAAUCACUGGUUCGACGGCAUGGCUUUGUUGCACAGUUUUACGAUAAAGAACGGUGAAGUUUUCUAUCGAAGCAAAUACCUCCGCAGCGACACUUACAAGAGCAAUGUUGAAGCCAACAGAAUCGUGGUGUCGGAAUUUGGAACGAUGGCUUACCCAGACCCCUGCAAAAAUAUAUUUUCCAAGGCCUUCUGCUAUCUAUCCCACAUAAUACCUGAAUUCACAGACAACAACUUGAUCAAUAUCAUAAGAAAUGGUGAGGAUUACUAUGCAAGCAGUGAAGUCAACUUCAUUACGAAAAUUGAUCCUCGGACUCUGGAAACUCUAGAAAAGGUUGACUACUCCAAGUAUGCAGCCAUCAAUCUGGCAACCGCCCAUCCUCAUUAUGACAGUGCUGGAAACGUUCUCAACAUGGGCACGUCCAUCGUUGAUAAGGGAACGACAAAGUACAUUCUUUUUAAGAUUACCCCUUCAGCACCAGAUUUAGAAAGGGAAACGAAGAAAAAAAAGUCUUCCCUGAAAAAUCUGGAAGUGGUGUGCUCCAUCCCCUCCCGCUCUGCACUGCAACCAAGCUAUUUUCACAGCUUUGGCAUUUCGGAAAAUUAUAUCGUGUUUAUAGAGCAGCCAUUCAAGUUGGAUAUACUCAAGUUGGCAACAGCCUAUAUUCGAGGGGUCAACUGGGCCUCUUGUCUUGUCUUCCUUAAGGAUGAAAAGACCUGGAUUCAUCUUGUCAACAGACGAAGCAAAAAAGUGUCUACCAAGGUUUACACUGAUGCCAUGGUUGUCUUUCACCAUGUAAAUGCUUAUGAGGAAGAUGACCAUGUGAUUUUAGAUCUAAUUUCCUACACAGAUAGCAGCCUGUACGACAUGUUCUAUUUAAAAAACCUGGACAGGAUGUUUGACAACACUGCCAAAAUUACUUCCACACCAUGCUUCAAGCGAUUUGUAGUUCCUCUGCAGUCUGACAAGGAUGCAGAAGUGGGUUCAAAUUUGGUCCGGCUCCCAUCAACCACUGCAAGUGCUGUGAAGGAAAAGGAUGGCAGCAUUUACUGUCAGCCUGAAAUACUUUGCGAAGGAAUAGAACUGCCUCGCAUCAACUAUGAUUACAAUGGCAGAAAGUACAGAUACAUCUAUGCAACAGAGGUGAAGUGGCUUCCAGUUCCCACGCAGCUAUGUAAAUUUGACACUAUGACCAAGAGAAAACUUUUUUGGAGAGAAGAACACUGUUGGCCAGCAGAACCAGUCUUUGUGCCUAGUCCUAACUCCAAAGAAGAAGAUGAUGGUAUUAUCCUGUCAACCAUUGUGACAACACAACCCCAGAAGCCUCCUUUCCUGCUCAUACUGGAUGCUAAAAGUUUCAAGGAAAUAGCUCGGGCAACAGUGAAUGUAGAACUACACUUGGAUUUACAUGGCAUUUUCAUCCCUGAGAAGGAUUUGAAAACGGAGCAGGAGACUGACGGAGGAAAACAUGAAUCCAAGGGAAAUCCAUUCCCUAAAACAGACGACAUCGCUGAAGCCAGCCUGACAGUUAAAAAACACAUGGAAGACUUGUAACAGUUCAGAUAUCGGCAUGUGUGCCUGUGUAUUUGGUCCUCACUGUUAUACUCUGUUCCACAGAAAGGUGAUUGUUGGGAUAGAUGGGGUAAGGCGGCUGAGAAAAUUGUGUCCUUCUACAUUAGAAUAUAGUCCCGAAUUAAUUUAAGAAUUAUCAUUCAUUUUCACGCACUGCCUUUGUCAAAACCAUUAUUUUCUCCAUUAUUGAAUAUGGUACUUUCAUACAAGAGCAUU
Molecule: messenger RNA, 2027 nt
Organism: Sphaerodactylus townsendi
Lineage: Eukaryota; Metazoa; Chordata; Lepidosauria; Squamata; Sphaerodactylidae
Gene: BCO1
Product: beta-carotene oxygenase 1
Exons: 11
Coding region: 102-1793 (563 amino acids)
Biological process (GO): retinal metabolic process; carotene catabolic process
Molecular function (GO): carotenoid dioxygenase activity; beta-carotene 15,15'-dioxygenase activity
Source: RefSeq, a predicted model, not a curated record